This is a messenger RNA of Pseudogymnoascus destructans, 2532 nucleotides long. RefSeq lists its product as uncharacterized. NCBI's taxonomy places the organism in Eukaryota, Fungi, Ascomycota, Leotiomycetes, Thelebolales, Thelebolaceae. The coding region runs from base 462 to 1973 and encodes 503 amino acids. The transcript has a single exon. The record is from RefSeq and is a predicted model, not a curated record.
CCCUCCUUCCUCCCUCCUUCCUCCCUCCUUCCUCCCUCCUUCCUCCCUCCUUCCUUCCUCCUUCCUUCCUCCCACGGUCCGUGUAUAAGAUCGCCUUUGUCCACUUGAUGCUUCACUUUUUACAACCAUGACUUAUUGCGCCGACGUGUCUAUCCAAGAGACACACACUGCCUAGACGACCAUUCUGUCGUGAUGUUCAGUGAUAUAUUCGACUUGACGUCUCGGAAGUGAUAUCCACGCCUGCACUCACAGGACUUGUCACAAACAUUUCCAACCUCACAACCUCACAACCUCACAAACUCACAAACUCACAAACUCACAAACUCACAAACUCACAAACUCACAAACUCACAAACUCACAAACUCACAAACUCACAAACUCACAAACUCACAAACUCACUCACAAACUCACAAACUCACAAACUCACAAACCCAACACCACCACCACAACCACCACAACCAUGGGCCUCCUCCUCUUCUCCCCCGCCUCCCUCCGCAACAUCGAAGUCAUCCUCUCCGCCGACCCUCCCAGCCCAACCCCCACCCCCAAUCCCAUCCACUCCUACACCACCUACGAUGACAUCCGGGGCCACAUCCUCCUCACCACCAGCAUCCCCCAGUCCUUCUCCUCCGUCGAAAUCUCCCUCCUCGGCACCAUCCGCACCACCCACCCCGAUCACAUCGCCCCCAUCAUCGCGGCUGCGGGGACGCAGCACGUAUUCCUCAAACUCACUAUGCCGCUUCCCCCCUCCGCCUACCUCGACAACGACGGGUCAGAAACCCACCACCUCGCCCCGGGGCAGCCGCUAAAAAUCCCAUUCCACUUCGUUGUACCAGCGCGCCUACUACCGGUGGCGUGUACGCACGAUCUCGAAUCCCCCGCCAUCCACGACGCGCAUCUGCAACCCCCGCCGUCGCUAGGGAACUCCCUCCUCCCCCGCGACGACCUCACGCCGGAGAUGGCGAGUGUCACCUACGGCAUCCACGCUAAGAUCAUGUCCGUCCCGCCCAGCGCGUCAAGCUACCCGCAGACUCUCGCUUCGACGUUGCGGAAAAUCCACGUCGUCCCCACGUCUCCCGAGGCUCCUCCCCUGUCGGCGGGGAAGGAUAGUAGUAGAUACGUGCUUUCGAAGACGAAAUCCCUACGCCGCGGGGUCUUCAAGGGGAAACUAGGAACCCUAACCCUCACCACCACCCAGCCGCGCGCCUUCAGCCUCCCUCCCCCGCCGAUGAACCAUACCGCCCCUACGCCAUCAACGCUAGCAACACUAACCCUCCGCUUUGACCCCGCGGACCCCUCAUGUCUCCCACCCCGUCUGGGGGCGCUGACGGCGAAAAUCCGGGCGACGACUGUGCAUUCGAUUAGACCGGCUAGGGGGAUCCCGGAUGAGGAGACGAGGAGUAGUCCGUAUGAGAUACACAACGGCGCGUAUAGCACCCAGGUCUCGCUGGCGUCGCAUGAGGUUACACCUGCGGCGGCGCCGUGGACUUAUGUUGUGCCUGCGCCGGCGUAUGAGAGGCGGGAUUCGGGGUAUUCGACUGCGGAAUCUGAAGGGGAGGUGCACGCUGCGGCUGCGGGGGAGGCGGGAGGGGGGAAGACGGGGCCGUAUUAUACGGCCACCAUUCCCCUUCCUCUAAAUCUGCCGGGGAAUAAAACUUGGGUCCCUACAUUCCACUCCUGCCUCGUCUCGCGGUUCUACACACUCAUGAUUAGACUCAUGGUUCACCCCCCGGGCAAAUCAGCAGUGCGGAGUAGCUUGGCGUUGAAGGUCCCGGUGCAAGUCCUCGGGCAGGGGAGGGCGGGAAGGGAAGAAGCGUUUGAAGCUGGCGGAAGAGCAGUAGUGGAAGGCGCGGGGCUGGGAUGGGAGGGUGAGGGAGGUGGCGAUCUAGAUAUGGGUGGUGUCGUGGAGGGCUUGGCGGGGGAUGAGUUGCCGGGCUAUGUUACGCCUGCUACGAGGUUGAGGAGGAGGUGAGGGGUUUGUAUCUGGAUCUAGAUUCAGCGACCUGGAUUUUGUGUUGUGUUUGAGUUGCGGAUGUUGGGCUUGGGCUUGGAAGAGGGAAGAGAGAAGAAUAGAUUGCAUGUGCAGCUGGUCCUGGUCAAAUCGAUUACUGGACGAAACGGCUGAUGUUGGAGGAAGCGGAGAUACCCCAUGUUUCAACACUACUAUCGGCGGGCGAAUUAAAAAAAAGCGGCAGUGCCUGAUUGAGCGAAUUGUAAUUUUUGGUUUUUUUUCGAUGGGUUUUAUGGGUUUUAUGGGUUUUUUGGGUUUAUCACAUUGGUUUAAAUGGGCUGGCUGUUUAUUGUACUCGAGUAACGAACAUGUAUAACGAACCGGCCAAACAAGCGAACCGGCCAAUCCAUUUUACACCUUAAAUCACGAAUUUCAUAACUUAAUAUCUCAACAACCCUUUAAUAAUAAGUUAUAAAAAUAUGUACUUAGCCUUUUAUAAGCAUUUAAAGUACUCUAUUUGAUUUUUAAAGCAAUUAGUAUUGUAGUUAUUAAGAUACUAAGAAUUAGGUCAAAAGUGGGG